GCCGACAAGAGGUGUCUCCCUUCGCAACUUUCGCUUCCGGCCACAGAAAAGCACGCUGGAGUGAAAAUACAAUCUUUUGAUAGUCGGUUGUUUGUAAUUUUGGCAUCAUGAGUUUCACAAAGAGUAAGAAAAAUAUGGAAGAAGGGGAUACGGUGCUCCUCCAUCUGGGAUACGAUAAUAUCUUGCCCAUACGAUUAACUCGUGGCCGGGUAGAUCAAACUAAAUACGGCGCCAUCAGGCACGACAAUUUAAUGAACACACCUUACGGUCGGAAAAUACAGUGCCCGAAAGGAUGGUUACAUCCUCUUCAACCUACAGCGGAAUUGUGGACUCUAGCUCUUCCUCACAGGACUCAAAUUCUCUAUUCCACUGAUAUCAGCCUCAUUAUUCUACAGCUUCAUUUGAGACCUGGUUCUGUAGUGGUCGAGGCUGGGACUGGCAGUGGAUCCUUGUCUCAUGCGUUAAUAAGAAGUGUGAUGCCCACUGGCCAUCUUUACACAUAUGAGUUUCAUGCAGAAAGGUGUUCAGCAGUUCAGAAAGAAUUUGAACAUCAUGGCUUGAGCAACUUUGUAACAGUGAAACAUCAUGAUGUGUGUGACAAGGGCUUUCCUUUGGAUUGUGCAGCAGAUGCUGUGUUCUUAGAUCUUCCAUCACCAUGGGAAUGUGUCAAAAGUGCUAAACAGGUGUUGCAAACAGGUGGCCGCAUUUGCACUUUUUCACCGUGCAUCGAGCAAGUUCAGCGUACCUGUGACACUCUUCGGGAACAUGGGUUUGAAGACUUGAUAACCGUUGAGUGCCUGGCACAACCAUAUUCAGUGCAAACUAUUCACCUGCAAGAAGUGGAUUUUGGAAAUGCUAAAGUUACCGGUAAUGGUAGUGAAACCAGACCACAUAAAAUGGCGAAACUGGAAAGUGCAGAGUUCAAGGAAGAGCUGAAGACAGAUCAUGGAGAGCAUGAUGAGAUUAAAGGCAACACCACCGGAAAUUUGAAUGCUGGUGUGGAUGCUCCUCCAAAAGAACAUUCGAAGAACAGUGAUCCACAAUCAGAUGCAGGAAGCAGAUCUGUGAAGAGACAAGAAGGCAGAUCUGAUCUCAAAAGGCAUGAGUUUAGAGUCUCUGCUCCUUCAUUAGUUAGGCAAGGUCACACAGGCUUUCUUACAUUUGCAUCUCUUUAUUUGGUCUAAAACUGUGUAAUUUUUUUUUUUGGCUUGGUAUGAUUUAGUGUAAAUGAAGCUUGCAAUAUGAGUAUCAGCAUUUUCUUUCUUUGGAAUUGUGCAAACUCCAUUUAUAAUGGCCCAAAUUUUCCGAUAUGAUAUAAAAUAAUUACUUAGUUAAAAGGCUACCAAUAAGAUAAAAUUCUAUUUCAGAAACUACAGGUUAUAUUAAUCUCUUCAGUGGUAGCUAAAGUUUUCUUAUAAAACAAAACAAAAACCCAAAACAAGCAAACAAAAAUUGUCUGAGCAGAGUGCAUAAUUAUUUGCUUAUAUUUGAAACUAAACUUUGCUAACAGUAUUUGCUGACUUCUGUGAAUUUUUGCCAAAAGUUGUUUGAAUAAAAUGGCAGAGUCAGCAUUUAUGUUUUAGAAGAUUUAAUAUAAAGGUAAGGCAAUCUCUUUUCAGAUUCCAGAUUACAUAAUAUUUUAAAAUACAAUUUUUAUUCUUGUGUUCUUUGUGGCUAUGCAGAAAAAGGUGUCAGAAAUUUACCAUUUUCUUGCUAAUACGUUGUUUAGGAGAACCAUUGACUUUGCUUUAUGCUCCAUAUCUUCAUACCCUCUGGAGGGGAAUAAAAAAAAUGACAGAAAA
Molecule: messenger RNA, 1802 nt
Organism: Pomacea canaliculata
Lineage: Eukaryota; Metazoa; Mollusca; Gastropoda; Architaenioglossa; Ampullariidae
Product: tRNA (adenine(58)-N(1))-methyltransferase catalytic subunit TRMT61A-like
Exons: 3
Coding region: 108-1184 (358 amino acids)
Biological process (GO): tRNA methylation
Cellular component (GO): tRNA (m1A) methyltransferase complex; nucleus
Source: RefSeq, a predicted model, not a curated record